AUGAGAUUGAAGAAGCUCUCUAACUACAUUCUUAAUUUGAUGACACUGCUUUGUGCCCCAGUUUAUGAUGAAGCAGUGCAGAAACUACAGAACAUAACAGAUCCCGUGCAUUUACUGAGAAAUUUGAUGGGUAUCUUCCAUGUUCUGGGCCUGACGAAAAUGGACAUGGUGAACUUUACUGUCCAGAGUCUUUGAUCCUACCUGCAGGAACAUUCUAUCGAGUAUGAAAGAGUUAAAUUCCAGGAACUCCUCAACAAGCAGCUCAAUCUCCUUUAUUGCACUACAAAGUGGUUAACCAAAGCAGCAACAGACCUCGUCAGAACAACUCCGAGUUCUUCUGAUCCUCCCAGCUCCUCCAGCAUGGCCUGUUCACCUCAAAAUUUGGAAGCUAAUAGCUUAGAGCACCCCACUCCCACAAUGGUAUUAUACCAAGGCUAUCUGAACCUCCUUCUCUGGGAUCCUGAAAAUGAAGAAUUCCUUGAGACUUUGCUGAUAGACAGAAUUCGGCUACAAGAGAUAGGGUCCCAGUUGAACCAGUUAACCAUACUGGCUUCAGUCUUGCUAAUAGCCAGAAGUUUCUCUGGCAGUGUUUUAUUAAGCUCACUUGAAUUUGUGGAUAAACUGAAACGCAUAACCAAGGUCCUGAUGGAGGAAUUGGACUCCGGUCCUGAAGAGGUUAUGCUGAGUGUGAGUGAAAUCCGUCAAGGCCUCAAGAACAUGGGCCUCACUUCUCUGAGGAGGGACAACACAGCAUCUCUUAUAGGCCAACUCCAGAACAUUGCCAAGAGAGAACCACAUUAG
This is a messenger RNA of Orycteropus afer afer, 801 nucleotides long. Lineage: Eukaryota; Metazoa; Chordata; Mammalia; Tubulidentata; Orycteropodidae. The record is from RefSeq and is a predicted model, not a curated record.